AUGGUGUUAGUUGUAAUCGUUGCGUUGUGGAUCUAUGUGAAAAGGAAGGCUGAAGUUAAACCAUCAAGUGAAAGAUACAAUGAAUCUUACUCUGAAGAAUCAAGCUAUCGUAGACUAUCACUUAAAGAAAUUUACUCUGCAACUGACAGUCUCAGCAUGUCCAACUUCAUAGGUCAAGGCAUAGCUGGAAAAGUAUACAAAGGCAUUUUAGCAGAUAGACAACAUGUGGCUAUUAAGCACAUAAUUAAGGAUGAACAGAUGGAAACAUUUGUUAGAGAAGUUACAAGUCUCUCUCAUAUCAAACAUCCGAACCUCGUAUCCCUGCUAGGCCACUAUGAUGCACCAAUUGAAUGUUUUCUAGUUUAUGAGCUAUGCCACAAUGGAAAUCUUUCCGAAUGGCUAUUUGGUAAAAGUAAAUAUCUCUCGUGGAGACGAAGACUAGAAAUUGCACUUGAUUGUGCUCGUGGUCUCCUCUUUCUCCAUUCGUAUCCUCAAGGAUCAAUUGUUCACCGGGAUAUCAAGCCAGCAAACAUUCUUCUAUCUGCUAGCUUUGAAGCCAAACUCUCAGACUUUGGUUUGUCCAAAAUUAUUAGCAUUGGACAUUCAUAUGCUAGCUCAGAAGUGAGAGGAACCUAUGGUUAUGUUGAUCCUGAGUACCAAAAGAACCGUCAUGUUAAUUCUUAUGGUGAUGUCUAUAGCUUUGGGAUAGUACUGCUACAACUUUUAUCUGGACAAAGGGUUAUCAACUUGGAUUUGAAGAAUCCAAUGCCUCUAAGUAAAAUGGCGAAAAACUUGACCAAAGGUGGGAAUAUCAAAGAAUUUGCUGAUCUCAAACUGGAGGGGAAAUUCUCAAUGGAGGCAUUUGAACUUGUUCUUAAGCUAGCUUUGACUAGCAUAGGACUUAAGCAGCAAAGACCAUCCAUGGAACAGGUGGUUGUUAAACUCGAAGAGGCUCUCGAUUUAUCAACAAGAGUUGAGUCAGUCCAUCCUUAGUGCACAUUCUCAUGUACAAUUAACUUUCAUUUCAUCCUACCCAAGAACUCAAAGGUGAAUCUAGAAUUUAUAGUCAAUGGUUCCCAUUGAACUCGCUGAAGAUCCGCCUCUGCCCAAGAUUGUACUUAAGUUUCCUCUUAUACACAUUUUGAUCUCAAUUUAGGUGCCUACCAGAAGAUGA
Solanum tuberosum (potato) is the source of this 1174-nucleotide messenger RNA. RefSeq names its product probable receptor-like protein kinase At5g18500. The transcript is spliced from 6 exons. Gene Ontology annotation, biological process: protein phosphorylation. Gene Ontology annotation, molecular function: protein kinase activity; ATP binding. Bases 1 to 993 code for a protein of 330 amino acids. NCBI's taxonomy places the organism in Eukaryota, Viridiplantae, Streptophyta, Magnoliopsida, Solanales, Solanaceae. The record is from RefSeq and is a predicted model, not a curated record.